Molecule: messenger RNA, 2470 nt
Organism: Styela clava
Lineage: Eukaryota; Metazoa; Chordata; Ascidiacea; Stolidobranchia; Styelidae
Source: RefSeq, a predicted model, not a curated record
UAUAUGCUUCAUUUACUUUUCAGUUUGCUUUGCGUUAUUCAUUUAAGAUAAUAAGUUUAUUGUUUCAAUAUGCUGAACGUUGUAUUCCGUUUGUCAGUAAUUUUCUACCUGAUUGUGUUUUCAAAGUCACAUUCAAUCGAAAAUUCUGAUCUUUGUCAGAAUUUAAAUACCUUUUGCUCUUCGGCAAAGCAACAGUGUGGAAGUUCAUCAACAGAUUCGCAUUUUAAUCGUGUUGUCGGAGUGCCAGGAAAAAGAGGUCCGAAGGGUUUUAGUGGUCCUAAUGGCCCUAUUGGCCCACAAGGCCCCCCGGGUGUUGUUGAUUACGAAACAAUACAAGGACUAAUUGAUUCGAGAUUAUCUGUUCUCAAUGAAAUGGAAGAACGAAUUGAUUUUAUGAAUAAAUCCAUUAUAAAGUUAUCUGAAUUUCAUGAAAAAGUGUCAGUGGAGGAUUGUGAUGUCUAUUAUAGAGGAAAAUGUUUCAAGAUUCCGGAAGAUUUGCACAAUAGUCAAGAUGUAAAUUUCGCUCAAGCUGAACAAAUGUGUCGUAAUAUUGGUUGGAAACUUGCAAAUAUAUAUUCAUUGGAACAUUAUCAAUCUGUGGCAGCUUAUCUUCGCACUAAGAUUCCUUCCAGCAAUUAUGCCACCGUUUGGCUCGGAAUGACACGAAAUCAACAGACACAAACUGUAUAUCUAUCUGAUGGUACAGUGGCUCCAACAUUACCAUGGUAUCCUGGAUAUCCACAUUCGGCAUCAACAAGCUCUAAGAUGAAUAUGGAUAUAAAAUCAAAUGAAAAAUCUCCGGAUCAGGGAAUGGUUAAUUACUCAUCGACGGAAACAAGGAGAGGAGCACUUUGUCAGAUUUGAAUGUAACAAACUAAAACACUUUAUUACAACUAUAAAUUAUUAUCAUUUUGAGGUGGCUGGUUCAAUUACAUUUGAGAGCUUCAAAAAUUUCCAUGCAACGGCUUUAAAAACAUCUUCGCGUGAAUCGCGUCGCGACCUUUUGAUAAGAAUUACUUCUAACCAUUUUUAUGGGAAAACGCUUUACAACGUCGAAUAGAAUUUUAAUUUAAACAGCCAGCACAAAAUGUUCAAUCUAUGACCGAUACGAACCGUUUAAAAUGUUAUUAAAUUAAGUAAAAAAUAUUUAACAAUAAAUUUUACUAAUAUAAGAUUGGAAAAAUGCGGCGAGGUUUUUAUUAUCUCCCCAGCAAAGUGAUUCUCUUUUGUGAGUAUGUCGCAAUAUUUCCCAUUGGUUAGAUACUGGGUUGAAUGGUAGUGUAGCGAAUGUGGAAUGAAACUAUAUGGCUUUUAAUGUUAUUUUACACCUUUCUAUUAUUAGCUUAUUGAAUUCAAUUAAAUAUGCCAUUUUAGCAAUUUUCCUGACGGUGAGUUAUCGUAGCGUACGUUUUACUCAUUAUGCAGAGCUAUCUUUGUAUCGACCAAUUUAUGGCUUAUUUUAUGCUACCGUUGUUUAGUUGGGAAAUGAGAAUAUUGUGUUUUUCAUGUUUUGUGAUGAUAACUGAUUUUGAUUUCAACCGUAUAACUAGUAUUACGGUUUAGGUGUAUAUUUCGAUAUAUCUGUUUGGUUUCAAUUCAAUUGUACAACUUUACAAAAUACGAACAUUUGGCCUUACAAUAUAUUGUGUGCUUAUUGAGCUCUGAGGAGUUUAGAUUAGGGUUUAAUUCCGCUAUUGUAUGUAUAUAUAAAAAUAAUACGGGAGUAAGGACUCGCAGAUAUAGGCACCCAUUUCCCCCAUGGGACUACGUUGGUAAGUUGUAUCAUGUUUUCUGUUUGUUUGUUUUCAGAUGUCUCGUAAUAAUAUACACACAUAGUUUCAACUAGUAGUAUUUAUUGAACCAAUUAAUUAGUGCACAUUGUUCUCAAAAUUAAGAAAAUUACAUAAGACAAGAUUGAACUUUUCCAAGAUCUGAAAGUUUUAGAAAAUGUCCAAAGAUACACCCCGAUUAAAAGCUUGAUAAGCGGGUAGUUCAUAAGAUCAGCAUCAUUCUAAAAUCAUGAAAAGAUGACAUCAUGUUAUUUGUAUAAAUAAUGUGAGCAUGAUUAAAAAUCGUCAAUUUUUCUUUUUAUGAACAAUAUUUCACACCUCCACUUUGCAAAAAAGGCUCUAAAUAGUAUUUAUAAAUGGAGUGUUUUACAAAUAUACAGUAUACUAAAUGAAAUUUGAAUUCUGACAAAUAUUAUCUUUGAGCUCUAUAGAAAUAUAUAUAUACAGUAUAUUUGUAUUACUACAGGGUUUUCGGUAUCAUUUGCUAAACUCUUAUGUGCAAAUAAUUUGUAAUUUUAUUGUAUUCAUUUCAUAUAUUCCAUAUACUAAUUGACUAAUUUCCUAUUUAAUCCAGUAUUUGUACAUAACGUAAUUUUCUUCACCCCAUUCAACAAAGUACUGUCAAAAAUCACUAAUUUGGAAUCAUAAUUUGCUCACGUCGUUUCUUCAUUAUAUCGGAU